Amyelois transitella is the source of this 2954-nucleotide messenger RNA. RefSeq names its product H(+)/Cl(-) exchange transporter 3 (gene ClC-c). Gene Ontology annotation, cellular component: membrane; Golgi apparatus; synaptic vesicle. The record is from RefSeq and is a predicted model, not a curated record. NCBI's taxonomy places the organism in Eukaryota, Metazoa, Arthropoda, Insecta, Lepidoptera, Pyralidae. The coding region runs from base 154 to 2658 and encodes 834 amino acids. Gene Ontology annotation, biological process: chloride transport; transmembrane transport. Gene Ontology annotation, molecular function: voltage-gated chloride channel activity. The transcript has 18 exons.
UUUCCGUCAUACCAGUUGUGUCCUCAAAAUUUUACAAAUUUUCUAUUUUACAAAAACGUCUGUGUUAACUUGUUUUUAUAAUAUUAUUUGUGAAAAAUGUGUAACCAGUAACUAAUAAGGAAAUAUUAACGUUUAGAAGGAAUUUGGAGUGUCAUGGAACGGUUUCCACUAAAGUCAUCUGUACCAAAGAUGGGAAGCACAUACCAGUCUGUUUAUAAGAAGGGCACAUCAGCUACAAACGGACGCGGUGUGCACUCCCCCAGCGAGGAUGACAUGGUAGACAUCACCGCCGGGCUGCAGCAGGCCGCGGACACCACUCCCACGAACCACGGGACCUUCCAGUUGUACGAGCACGGCGGGCGGAACUCUGCUGCUAGCGCCAACUCGUACAUCGCUCAGUACUUCAGUUCUUCAGCCGGGGACGCAAUUAUAUUCUCCGGGAUGCAAGGAGAUGACGACAUCCCUGGUAUUGGUCAGUAUGAUGACUUCCACACAAUUGACUGGCAACGGGACAUUGCCCGGGAUCGCAUGCGCCACAGAUAUAUUGUCAAGAAGCGGCAGGACUCAAUUUGGGAUCUAAUCAAGGGUGCACACGACGCAUGGUCAGGAUGGGUGUGCGUGCUGCUAGUGGGAGUAUGUACCGGCGUUGUGGCAGGCGUCAUAGACAUUGGAGCGUCGUGGAUGACAGAUCUGAAGUUCGGAAUAUGCCCUCAAGCAUUUUGGUUCAACAGGGAACAGUGUUGUUGGUCUAGUAAUGACACGACUUUUGACCAUGGAAAUUGCUCACAGUGGAAAACGUGGCCGCAAGUGUUCGGGGAGUCUCGCGAAGGCGCCGGCGCAUACGUCAUCAGCUACCUGUUCUACAUUGCCUGGGCGCUAGUAUUCGCCGCUUUAUCCGCCUCACUCGUGCGCAUGUUCGCGCCUUAUGCUUGUGGAUCCGGUAUCCCUGAGAUCAAGACAAUCCUGAGCGGUUUUAUAAUCCGCGGCUACCUGGGCAAGUGGACUCUCAUCAUCAAGGUCGUGGGCCUUAUCCUAUCGGUGUCAUCAGGCCUCUCCCUAGGGAAGGAAGGCCCUAUGGUGCACAUUGCCAGUUGUCUUGGCAACAUUCUAUCGUACCUGUUUCCGAAGUACGGUCGCAACGAGGCGAAGAAACGCGAGAUUCUCUCUGCGGCGGCCGCGGCCGGCGUCUCGGUGGCUUUCGGGGCACCCAUCGGUGGAGUCCUCUUCAGUUUGGAAGAGGUGUCCUACUACUUUCCACUGAAGACGCUGUGGCGUUCGUUCUUUUGCGCUCUGAUCGCCGCGUUCAUACUGCGCUCGAUCAAUCCGUUCGGCAACGAACAUUCGGUGUUGUUCUUCGUGGAGUACAACAAACCCUGGAUAUUCUUUGAGCUGAUACCCUUCAUCGGACUCGGGAUUAUUGGUGGUUGCAUAGCCACGAUCUUCAUAAAGGCGAACAUCUACUGGUGCCGCUACCGCAAAUACUCCAAGCUGGGCCAGUACCCGGUGACGGAGGUGCUGGUGGUGACGCUGAUCACGGCGGUCAUCGCGUACCCCAACCCCUACACGAGGAUGAACACGAGCCAGCUGAUAUACCUGCUGUUCAACCAGUGCGGCAUCUCCAAUACUGAUCCCAUGUGUGACUACAGCCGCAACUUCAAAGACGCCACGUCCGCCGUGAGGAAAGUAGCCGGCGACGGGGUGUACCAGGCCAUGUGGCAGCUAGUGCUGGCCCUCAUUGUGAAGUUGGUCAUGACAGUGUUCACUUUCGGCAUCAAAGUGCCGUGUGGGCUCUUCAUACCUAGUUUAGCACUCGGAGCCAUCGCUGGCAGAAUUGUGGGAAUUGGUGUGGAGCAACUGGCAUCAGACCCGAACAACUGGCUGUUCUCCGGGGAGUGCUCCACCGGAGACGACUGCAUCACGCCGGGGCUCUACGCCAUGGUCGGCGCGGCGGCCGUGCUGGGCGGAGUCACCAGGAUGACAGUGUCGCUAGUGGUGAUAAUGUUCGAGCUCACGGGCGGCGUGCGGUACAUCGUGCCUCUGAUGGCGGCCGCGAUGGCUUCCAAGUGGGUCGGCGACGCGCUGGGGCGGCAGGGGAUAUAUGACGCCCACAUAGCACUGAACGGGUACCCGUUCUUGGACAGCAAGGACGAGUUCCAGCACACGUCGCUAGCGGCGGAUGUUAUGCAGCCGAAACGUAACGAGACGCUCUCAGUCAUCACUCAGGACUCGAUGACAGUGGACGACGUGGAGACUCUUUUGAAGGAGACCGAACACAACGGAUAUCCGGUCGUGAUCUCCAAGGAGUCUCAAUAUUUGGUCGGCUUCGUGCUGAGAAGGGACCUCAACCUGGCAAUAGCUAACGCCCGCCGCACUAUCGAAGGCAUUACCGGCCAAUCGGUGGUGAUCUUCGCGGGCACAAACCCCCCACCCGGGCCUCCCCCCUACUUGCCCCUGAACAGGAUCCUGGACAUGGCGCCGAUCACAGUCACCGACCAGACGCCGAUGGAGACGGUCGUCGAUAUGUUCAGAAAACUCGGCUUGCGGCAAACGCUGGUCACGCAUAAUGGUCGACUACUCGGCGUUAUCACCAAGAAGGACGUGUUGCGACACGUCAAACAAAUGGACAACGAGGAUCCCAGCUCUGUGCUGUUCAACUGAUACUUUGGCCAGCCCGGCUGGUUCUGUCCGGACUUCUAAGCCCACUCCACUAAGAAUGGGAUUGUAUUUAGCAAAAACCUAACUCUUUUAGUGAUUUAUUUGCUGCUGGGAAGUGUAUUGAGGUGUACUCUCCAAUUAGAUGAAUUUAGGACAUAUGUGUUUAUUGUGUAUCAUCGACUGCCAAAGUUUAAUCGCCUUAGUUUGUAUAAAAAAACAUUUCUAAGUCUUUGCGACAUUUCAAAUCCAAGGCAAUCCGUUAUAAAUUAAUUUGGGAUCGUCAAAGGUUGAUUUUUUUU